GAGCGUAGCAGUACAUUUCAUCGGAUUUCACGACUGGACCAAACAAAUAAACAUUGCUGGUAUAGGUAUCGACUCAGAACAUUAACUUGAGGACAGAGAGUAAGUUAAACUUUACCUACUUACAUUUUAUCUCAUUCUCGUGUUUACUUCCCAGUGGUGUGUAAUGGCAUCUUUUAAGGCAGAACAUCUGUCAACCCCUGAAUUGGAUUACGAGUUGAAAAUUCGUCAGUUAGCUGAUCCAUCGCUAACUACUGAUAGGGCUAAAGUGAUCGUUUUGACAGGUGCGUUAAAGCAAGCUUCAGCAAAUCGGAGUCAUGCUGUUCUGUCAGCUUUCCAACUAAAUUUUAGUGAUGAGGUCCGUGAAAUAGAAGCUACCCUUGCAGAUUUGAAGACCCAAAUUAGCUCUUUUGUUGGCUCCCAUAGUGAUGUUUUAUAUGGUCGCUUGACUUCCCGUUUAGGUCAUGUUUCAGGUAGGGUUCAUUUGUUAGAGUCAGUAACCGAGGAAGAGGAUGCCAUCAAGAAGUCUCUUAACUUCAAGAUACUUAAUCUGGAAGGAGAACUUGAGUUUAAAGUAACUCCACAGGCUCACUCCACUCCUCAUAACCCUAGUGUUUCGGUUAAUUCAUUUCCUUUCUUUAAGUCAGCUCCAAUUCAUAAAUGGGGUGUACAUUUUUCUGGUGGUUCGAAUGAAAAUGUUGUUAGUUUCUUAGAGAAAAUAGAAUGUCUGCGUCUAGCGCGUGGGAACAGUGAAGAUGAGUGCUUUUCAUCAGCAGGUGAUCUUUUUAAGGAUUCAGCCUUUACUUGGUACCUCAAUAAUCGAGGUAGUUUUACUUCAUGGCAAGAGUUAGUUGCCAAACUUAAGUCUGAUUUUCUUCCUUACAACUAUGAAGACAACUUAUUAGACGAAAUUAAAUCCCGGAAACAAGCUCCCCAGGAGAAAGUCACCAUCUUCAUCAAUGAAGUUGUCAGUUUGUGUAAACGUUUGGAAGUCCCUCUUUCUGAGUCCCAUAUAGUGAGAAUCAUUAAGAAAAAUUUGUUGCCGUCUUAUCAUCCUAGUCUGGCACUCACUGACAUUCUCUCGAUUGCUGAUCUUACAGAAAAAUGUAAGAGGUUAGAAGAAGUUUUGUCGUGGUCUUCUGAACCUAUAUCUAGUGUCCCAAGUCGGUCAAAUUUCAGAAAUCAGGAAUCUUCCUAUUCUGGUAGGCCAAAUUUAUUCCCGGUCUGGUAA
Diabrotica virgifera virgifera (western corn rootworm) is the source of this 1228-nucleotide messenger RNA. RefSeq lists its product as uncharacterized. The record is from RefSeq and is a predicted model, not a curated record. The transcript is spliced from 2 exons. NCBI's taxonomy places the organism in Eukaryota, Metazoa, Arthropoda, Insecta, Coleoptera, Chrysomelidae. The coding region runs from base 164 to 1228 and encodes 354 amino acids.